GGUGAAUCGUGACUGGCCGCGCUAAAUCGUGGGGAUGACCCUUGAAUCCCGGGCGGCCUGGUUCCUGCGUCAGCGUCGCCCAAUCGCGUUGGCGCAGGUGCCUGACGAUGGGAAAUGAGAAGACAGGGGAGAGGGCUCGAGAGUCUGCUGCCGCCGUGGUGGACCGAGUCUUUGCUACUCCCCAACCCUCUCUUCUCUUGCGCCGACCAUGUCGCAUGUUGAUGCCCUCGCUCGGUAGUUGAGCCGAUAGCCCAGGCCGCACCAGUGGCAAGCCAUUCAUUCAGUUUAUUUUUGCGCAUAUCGGUCCUUACAGCACACUCUCAGAGACAUACAUCGGCGUCUAUAUCGCCCCUUGCAUUCUUUUUUUUCUGUCUCGGCUUGGCCCCCUGGUCUUUGCGCCUCAUGCACUUGCCAUGUGCUGUCCCACGCUCCUUUCCCCACGGCGCCGGCCGCUGAUCGCGGCGAUCUGCGCCCUGCACCUCCUCGACCUCCUCGCGCCGGCAUCGUCACCGUCCCUCAUACUCCCCGGCGCCGCCGCCCAGCAGGCCGAGGGCACGGUGUGGGCCACGCCGCACUCGCAGUACUCGUCGUCGGUCGGCGUGCUGGGUUGCAAGGUCGACACGAACCGCAUCGCGUACUGGCCCGGCACCGUCGACUGCGACAAGAUCUGCAUCUCACUCAGCCACGAGGGGCGCACCGUCCACCUGCUGCGCGUCGACCAGUCCGAGGGCGCCUUCGACGUCAGCUACGACGCAUGGAACUACCUGAUGACGGGUGCGUCGGCGCGCGCGAACCCGACGGCCGGCGGCGCCGUCGCCAUGGAGUACCGCGAGGCCCAACCCGAGGCGUGCGCUUCGCUCCUGCGCACGCCCGACCGCAAGUUGGCCCUGAGCGCGUCCAACAGCAUGAACUUUCUGUACAACUGCGUCUCCUCGCGGCCCGACAGCUGGGUGGCCAAGAACUUUGCCCUCUACAACGUGCUCGACCCCGUCUGCUCGUGGGGCCACGACGAGGUCUGCACGCCGCCCGACUGGGCCGCGGGCGAGAACCAGCCCAAGUGCAAGUCCGGGCUGGGCGUACCGGCGGUGCUGACGAACCAGCCCGUCUACAACAUCGAGUACCCGACGGGCAAGGUCCUCUCGGCGGCGUCGGGCAAGGUCGUCGACAACCCGCCGAGCGAGAACGCGGCCGCAGCCAAGGAGGUCGACUCGGGCGUUCGCCGCGGCGGAGCCGCCAUGAACUUGGCGUUGGGCGUCGUCUCGACCUGGCUCGUUUACGCCGUGGCUGGGUCAAUAUGAGACAAGCCGCCGCCGCCACCGCGGGAGUGACGAACGCCAUGGCGCCUGCUUUCAUUCCUUCCAUCUGGCCAUCUGGAUACAUGCCCUCUUCUUUUAUACGCACCACGCGCAAAGAAGCGCAACCUUGAUUUAUCCGCUGUCAGCACAGCGCACCCAAAAGCUCCUGGUGUACACCGAGCAACUUUUAUUUCUGCCCUGUUCGCGAGGCGAGGGCUCGAUAUUUGGAUACCCCCAUGUAUAUGUCUCAACGGCACAUAAUUUCUAUUUCUUAUUACCUUGAUUGAUACACUUUUACCAUGGAAUUGCUGUGCCC
Molecule: messenger RNA, 1611 nt
Organism: Gaeumannomyces tritici R3-111a-1
Lineage: Eukaryota; Fungi; Ascomycota; Sordariomycetes; Magnaporthales; Magnaporthaceae
Exons: 1
Coding region: 414-1298 (294 amino acids)
Source: RefSeq, a predicted model, not a curated record